Gilbertella persicaria is the source of this 2169-nucleotide messenger RNA. RefSeq lists its product as uncharacterized. Bases 1 to 2169 code for a protein of 722 amino acids. NCBI's taxonomy places the organism in Eukaryota, Fungi, Mucoromycota, Mucoromycetes, Mucorales, Choanephoraceae. The record is from RefSeq and is a predicted model, not a curated record. The transcript is spliced from 2 exons.
AUGACAGCCUAUUCAUUAUUAGAACGACCAUUACAAAAAGGAUUUUCAAGGCGACAAUGGCAGACUAUCAUUGUCAUGAUCGGUGUAAUGUUUGUUCCGACACAUCACUCAGUACACAACGAAACUACAGCCUCUAUGCCACCUCCUUUCACACCACCUCAAAGAUCGAUUAAUUUCACUAUCAACAAUUCAGUUUAUUAUGUUGAUUUAGACAAAUACUCAAUAGAAGACCAUCUGUUACAAGUCUUUGGUGGACCCGUAUUCAAUUCAAUCCAGCAAAUCACAAUGGAUCGACUGGAGAAUGUGACACAAUCUCCAUGGGCGGAUAAAUGGCUAAGCCAAGCUGAAAAGCUAGAUGAUAUAAAUGCCUAUGCUUGUAGUCAACAACCUUUGCCUUACCCUAUCUUGCGUCGCAUGGCAAGAGAAUACUUUCCAGUUCAAAAUAACGAUGAUUUUUAUAAUAUAGAUGAUGCGCUUAAUUUAACAGCACCUUUUGUUAUCUUUCCUUCAGCCAAACAACGUGUGUUCCAGCCUGGACAACAGUUAUGUAUCCGUGUUGUGGUGCCAUUUCAGAAUGUAGGUAAAAACGAUCUAUACCGUUCCAUAUAUCGACCUUACGACCACAAUCAUCAACAAAUCACUUCUCCUUGGUGGGAUACCAUGAUGACAGUAUUGACAAACACCAAAACAAAUGCUACUGUGCCCAUUCAUAUGCAACCAUGGUUUGGACAUCGUUUGCUUCGUCAGCGAGCGCGAGACUUGAAUCAUGUCAACAAUCAAUUGCCUGAAUGGGCUCGACUACGCGGUGAUGUGAUGUAUGAACGUGAACGCAUGCAUAUUUAUGAAGCUCAAAUUACAUUACCAGAAAGAGGAAAGUGGGUUUUCUCUGGCUUAUUGGAAUUUGUGGAAGGCAGAUAUAAUUUUGAAUUUGGUCCUGUCACACCUUAUCAUCCUAUUGUUUUACCUGUGCUUCCUGCUGGCAGUGAAAAGGUACACAUUAGCACUAAGGAAAAAUCAGAUAAAGAGUAUUUUGAAGAACAUUUGGCUUUGCCUUUAUGUAUAGGAUUCAGCCAUCCUGGUCGUUGGUUGCCUAUGCCAAACAACACUACCGAAACACAAAAGGCACAAGUCGCAGGUGUCUUGCGAAACAACAAAUACUGGGCUCCUUUCCGUUGCCGAUAUCGCCAUAUCUCUUACGAAGCGUUUAAUCGGUGCGCAUCUAAGAAAUAUGCGCGUGGUAUGGAUCUUUACGGGGACUCGAAUAUUCGUCGUUCGAUAAAGAAAUUCCUUAGUCAUGGUCAAUGGUGCAAGGAUUGGGAACAACACAUCAAUACGCCCUUAUUACCAGAAAACAUGAAGCCAAUCAUUGGACAUCAAGUAGUUAAGAGAGAUGUACCCCCUCCUCCCCCUCCGCCGCCACCUUUUUCUCUUUUCCCUCCUCCGCCUGUACCUGAUCAAGGAAGAUACAAUUCACCAGAAGAAUACAAGUUCACAAAAGAUUCACAGACACGCAGUUGCUAUUGUGAAGAUUUCAGUGAAGAAUACUGGAACACUACUUGGUUUGAUCCUAUGGCUAGACAUUUCAAUAUGAGCUACGCCAACUCGUUAGCACAGACACAGGCUGUUGGCAGAACUGAAUGGGACGCUAUCAACGACACACUUCCAGAAAAAGACGUCUUCCGUGUCAGUUCAUACAAAUGGGAUGGCCUAACCUACCUGAAUUCUCCAGGAUGGGAUACUGCUGUUCCAACUACCACCAUACCUGCUGAUAUUGCUAUCUUUUCGCUCGGUAAUUGGGACGGUGCAUUCUCUGAACUUGAUGCCUUCUCCCUGGACUUGGACAGACUUAUUCAACAAAUCAAAGACCAUUAUGAUCUCAAUAAGACUAAAAUUAUUUAUCGCACAGCACAAUACUAUUGUUGUCGUAUUGAUGCGUCUGAACGUUCUCGACAAGUGAGUGGUCCUCGCAUGGAUAGUUUUGACAGUCUGGCCAGACUCAAAUUUAUCACGCAACUCAAGGCAGACAUUUGGGAUACCUACGCACUAGGAGAAAGCAAGACUUGGGAAGAAAAGAUAACAAGCAUUACAUGUCCUUCUAACCAUGUUCCUGCUGAUCAAGUUGAAAUUGAAAAUCAACUUUUAAUGAAUGGUCUCUGUAAUGGCAAAUAA